Molecule: messenger RNA, 1359 nt
Organism: Penicillium cinerascens
Lineage: Eukaryota; Fungi; Ascomycota; Eurotiomycetes; Eurotiales; Aspergillaceae
Exons: 2
Coding region: 1-1359 (452 amino acids)
Source: RefSeq, a predicted model, not a curated record
AUGGCGCCGCUCGGCCAGACGAUCGCCGUGAUUGAUAAGUCCGGCAAGGUUGUCAGCACGAGCAAACAACUAUUCGGUGUCUUCAGUCAGGCCAAAGCUGCCUACAAGGAACGCAAGUCGCAGUUUGACACCGAGCGAAAUGCCAAACUUGCGGAGGAGCAGGCCCUCCAGGCACUUGCUCAUUACAAGAUCGACGACUCAAAGUCAGUAGGCUCACGACGAAGUCGCCGCACCAAGUCGCAAUACCAUGCCAGUCGCAGUGCUCAUCGCGGCCGUUCCUCCUCUCACUAUGAGCAGGACUUGCAAUCUGCUUCUGGCCGAGAGUCCCAGUAUGAGGCUCCGGCGGGGAUUCCCCGCCGGCAUACUCACCACGAUAUCACUGUCCGAGAACCCGAAGCUCGCCAGAUGACUUCUCGGUCCAAAUCAGAUGCCCACAUCGACAUGGACCUUGCGUAUGGAGAAGCUCACCCCGCUGCUUUAUCGAAAUACAGUCCUCCUGACCCUGACGACCAAAAACAGCUCGAUGGGCUGGUGAAUCGUGCACAGUGGCUUCUGGAAGAAGCCCACUGCGUCCAACACAGCGCAACGGCCACCAUUUCCCAUCUUCAGAAGAACCCCGAUGCAAUGGCCGCCGUCGCUCUUACGCUAGCGGAGAUCAGCAACCUUGCCAGCAAAAUGGCACCAGCCGCGCUAUCCGCGCUGAAAUCUGCAGCCCCCGCAGUUUUCGCCCUCCUAUCAAGCCCGCAGUUCCUUAUCGCUGCUGGUGUCGGCCUCGGAGUUACAGUCGUCAUGUUCGGGGGAUACAAGAUCAUCAAGAAGAUCCAGGCUGCUGGCUCCGGUGGUGAGAAGCAAGAACAAUUAAAUGGCAUGGACGACAUGAUGGAGCUCAACGUGGAAAGACUGAGUCACGUUGAGAUGUGGCGACGUGGUGUCGCCGAUAUUGAAGCCCACAGCGUGGGAACCUCGGUGGAUGGCGAGUUCAUCACACCCACGGCAGCAGCGAUGUCGGGCAUCGAUGUCACGACCGCUCGCAUGCAGCGGGAUCCUCGCUUCAAAUUCGAAGACGACGGAUCUGUUGCAUCAUCUCGUCGCUCCAGUCGCUCACGUACUUCCCGUACCCACACUCGUGCCCGUUCGACCGGGCAAUCCAAGAUAGACUACGAGGCCACAUCCAGGGCUCCUUCUGGAUUCUUCUCCAGGACUUCGAAGGCACCACCGAGAUCUUCCAGCCGGGUGCAUAGCAAAGCUUCGAGCACGGCACCCUCCAAGUCUGGCAGCUAUGUCUCCGAAAAAGAGAAAAGACCCAAGGAGAAGAAGAAGAAAGGCCCGAGUCGCCUACGACUUAUGUUUACCGCUUAA